Messenger RNA from Mucor velutinosus, 1935 nucleotides. RefSeq lists its product as uncharacterized. The record is from RefSeq and is a predicted model, not a curated record. Gene Ontology annotation, molecular function: zinc ion binding; ubiquitin protein ligase activity; nucleic acid binding. Gene Ontology annotation, cellular component: nucleus. Bases 1 to 1935 code for a protein of 644 amino acids. Gene Ontology annotation, biological process: protein ubiquitination; ubiquitin-dependent protein catabolic process. The transcript has 4 exons. Lineage: Eukaryota; Fungi; Mucoromycota; Mucoromycetes; Mucorales; Mucoraceae.
AUGGCAGACGAACCAAAUUCUAGAGGGGACGAUGAGCAGCAACAGAAUCCUGAGCGAUACAAUGACCAGCAACAAAAACCGCCUUUUCGUGGAGGACAAAACAUGAUGAAUAACAUGCCAUUUGAUCCGUCUGUUAUGAAGAUGGGCAUGAUGAAUCCUGUGCAAUACCAACAACGCCUGCAGCAAAUGAUGAUGAUGCAGCAAUUCCAAAGACAACAGACACAGCGAUACGUGAGCUCUGCUGCUGCUAUGGCUGCUGCCGCUGCUGCUGCCGCUAACAACAACAACAUCAACAAUGCAUCCAACAUCCCACCCGAAACGCAAAAGCCACCUUCUGGUUAUGUUUGCUUCAAGUGCUCACAACCAGGCCAUUGGAUCUACUACUGUCCCAAUGUGCCUAAAGGACAGUUUGUGCAAAGAACAGGCGCUGCAAGAAAUACCAAUACAAGCAGCCAAUUUGAGGAUCAAGGUGGCAACAAUCAGAAACCUCAAGAGCUGACUUGCAUGAUUUGCGAUAAAUUAAUGACAGAUGCUGUUGUGGUGCCUUGCUGUGGAAAGUCAUUUUGUAAAGAAUGCAUAACUAAUACAUUGGAGAAAUCGAACCAUUGUCCCUUUUGCAACCAAGAAAACAUCAGUGCGGAUCAACUUAUCCCGAAUCGUACACUGCGAAUGGCCAUUCAAGUCAGGAUGGAGGAGGACGACAAGAAGAAGCAAGAGCAAAUGGAUAUCGAUGAAUCACUUCAACAACAGCAACACCAAGAUCAACAAGAGCAAGAGCCUAUAAAAGAUGAAGAAACUAAUAAAGUUGUUGAAGAGAGAAAAUUGCCAAUGAGAAUGAUGAAGCCUCAUAACCAAGCACACAGUUAUCCACACCCGCCACCUCCUAAUCCAGACCUGUUCAAUGCUGCUGGCGGUAUGCCUGACAUGAGCUGGAUGAAUAUGGGACGUCCUCCUUUUAUGAAUAAUCGAUUCCCUGGCUUUGGAGCCCCUGACAUGAAUUGGAUGAGAAAUAAUAAUAGUAAUAGCAACGGUGGUGACAAUGAGAUGGACAUGGACUUGUCUCAGCGUCCUCCUCCUCCUUUCAUGCCCGGAUUCCCAGGUGCUUUCAAUCCAAAUGGUAGUGGCGACAUGCCCCCUUUCCCUGGUAUGCCUCCGCCACAAGAGUUCUUUGGUUUCGGUGGUAAUAUGCCUUUCAAUAACAAUAGCAACAACAGCAUGCGUGGAGGAUUCAACCCAAUGCGUGGAGGUCGAGGUGGUGGCAGAGGCGGCGGUCGUGGUGGAUACUAUCAAGGUGGUGCAAGACGCCGAUCAGACUAUCAACAAAACAGCAAUCAACACUAUCAGCAUGAGGACGACAAACAAAAAUCAUCGUCUGCUGCCAACCGCUCAUCUUCCAGCACAAGAGAUAGAUCAAGAAGCAACAGCAGAUACGAUCAGAAAAGACAUUCUUCAAGAUCCCGUUCUCCUCGUCGUGAUUCUAGAAGACAUGACGAAGGCAGCAGCAGCAGCAGCAGCAGAAGAUAUCGUGAUGAAAGUACCCGUAGCGGCAGUAGACGCCGUGAGGAGAGCUCUCAUGGAAGUAGCAGCAGAUACUACGAUGAUAGCAGCAAACGAUCUCGGGAUGAAAGUAGCAGACGACGUGGUAGCAAAGACGACAGCAGCAGACAUCGAGAUGACAAGCAAAGCAGCCGAAAGUACGACACGGAUGAUUACUCUGACAGAGAAGACGAUUUCAAACGAAGAGACCACUCCUCUAGAAGAUCAAGAUCACCCAAAGAGGAACGGUCAUCUUCUCGCCACGGACAUUCAUCGUCUUCCUCUCGAAGAUACCAUCGAUCAUCGAGAUAUAGCAAUAGAAGUCGUGAAAGAGAGAGAGACAGACCAAGAGAAAAGAGCAGCAGUGAUAGGGAUCGACGAAGAAGUGACAGACGCUGA